Molecule: messenger RNA, 950 nt
Organism: Xyrauchen texanus (razorback sucker)
Lineage: Eukaryota; Metazoa; Chordata; Actinopteri; Cypriniformes; Catostomidae
Product: chymotrypsin A-like
Exons: 7
Coding region: 97-888 (263 amino acids)
Biological process (GO): proteolysis
Molecular function (GO): serine-type endopeptidase activity
Source: RefSeq, a predicted model, not a curated record
AAAUAUCCCACAGUGCCGAGAUAAGACAGCCAGUCAGUGAGCAGUUCUUGGGUAUAUAAACCCCCAUAGUUUACCAGACAUCACCAAGUAUCAGCAAUGGCCUCACUCUGGAUCCUCGCCUGCUUUGCCUUUGUUGGUGCAGCCUACGGCUGUGGCGUUCCUGCCAUCUCCCCUGUUAUCACUGGCUACUCCAGGAUUGUGAAUGGUGAGGAGGCACGUCCUCACUCCUGGCCCUGGCAGGUGUCUCUGCAGGACUUCACUGGCUUCCACUUCUGUGGUGGUUCACUGAUCAGUGAGAACUGGGUUGUGACUGCUGCCCACUGCGAUGUGAGGACCUCUCACCGCGUCAUCCUGGGAGAGCACGAUCGUUCUUCCAACGCUGAGGCGAUUCAGACCAUGACUGUUGGCAAGGUCUUUAAGCACCCCAACUACAACAGCUUCACCAUCAACAAUGACAUUACCCUGAUCAAGCUGGCCUCUCCUGCUCAGCUCAACACACAUGUGUCUCCUGUGUGCCUCCCUGAAACCAGUGACAACUUCCCUGGAGGCAUGACUUGUGUGACCUCAGGAUGGGGCCUCACCAGGUACAACGCCCCUGAUACCCCCGCCCUGCUCCAGCAGGCUGCUCUGCCUCUUCUGACCAACGAUGACUGCAAACGUUAUUGGGGAAACAACAUCACUGAUCUGAUGAUCUGUGCUGGUGCCGCUGGUGCCUCAUCUUGCAUGGGUGAUUCUGGCGGUCCUCUGGUCUGUGAGAAGAAUGGAGUCUGGACUCUGGUUGGCAUAGUUUCAUGGGGAAGCAGCACCUGCUCCACUUCCAGCCCUGGCGUGUACUCCCGUGUCACCAAGCUCCGUGGCUGGAUUGACCAAACCGUUGCUGCAAACUAACCGCAAUUUCUACUGUCUUAAAGUUUCGUAAUUUUUAUCAUCAAUAAAGAUGUAUGAAAUCA